This is a messenger RNA of Gymnodraco acuticeps, 1835 nucleotides long. Its product is annotated as growth factor receptor-bound protein 2. The record is from RefSeq and is a predicted model, not a curated record. The transcript is spliced from 3 exons. Gene Ontology annotation, molecular function: protein binding. Lineage: Eukaryota; Metazoa; Chordata; Actinopteri; Perciformes; Bathydraconidae. The annotation marks the transcript as partial.
ACAUCCUCCAGGUGGUUUUUCGGGAAGAUCCCUCGAGCCAAAGCAGAAGAGAUGCUGAACAAACAGAGGCACGACGGGGCCUUCCUCAUCAGAGAGAGCGAGAGCGCACCGGGAGACUUUUCUCUCUCUGUGAAGUUUGGAAACGACGUCCAGCACUUCAAGGUCCUCCGUGACGGAGCGGGGAAGUACUUCCUGUGGGUGGUGAAGUUUAACUCUCUCAACGAGCUGGUGGAUUAUCAUCGCUCCACCUCGGUCUCUCGCAACCAACAAAUCUUCCUGCGAGACAUCGAGCAGGCUCCCCAGCACCCCACGUACGUGCAGGCUCUCUUUGACUUCGACCCUCAGGAGGAAGGAGAGCUGGGCUUCAGACGCGGAGACUUCAUCCAGGUGCUCGACAACUCAGACCCCAACUGGUGGAAGGGGGGCUGCCACGGCCAGACGGGCAUGUUCCCCCGCAACUACGUCACGCCCGUCAACAGGAACAUGUAGAACAGUCAGACCAUGUCAACAACAACAACAACAACAACAGCAUCAUUUUGAUCUCAUCCCAUCAAACCCCCCUCCUCCUCCUGAGGAGACAACAUGGAGGAUGGAUCGGAGGGGAAACGUCCUCUGUCCUUAACUUCUUAACAUUCUGCCUUUUGUCUUUUGUGUUCCUCUUCUUUGCCGCAUGUUGUUUUUAAUCACCCCUUAAAGGAAAAAAGCUUAAAAAUGUAAAAAAUAAAUAAAAUAAAGAAAUGGUUUUAAAAAAAAAUGUACAAAGAAGAGUGCAAUCGACAGUGGGCGAACGGGUUGAUCGUUGGCACGUGAGCAUUGUACAUCGGCCUCUCGGCUGUAUAAAUAAAUCAACUAUAGAGAGAAUCCAUUUUUUAAGAAUAUAUAUUAUAUAUUUGUAUGUGUUUGUCUGUUUUACCUCUCAUCACAAAUUGUAUUUUUUUCCAUUUUUGUAAAUUAUGUUCCGUCUGGAAACGCCCUGCAGCUCGAGGGGAGCGCUGAAUCGUCUUUUUUGUUUUUCUGAAUAUGUCUGGGGGCUCUCGGAUAGAAACAGCAUGAUGUGUAAAAGGGGUCGUCAAUUCCAUUUUGAAUGAACUUGUCUAUAAUGCAUACCGGAGGAGAGACUGUCCGACCAGCAGAGGAGCCAUGAGUGCUGCGAAGAAGAAGAAGAGCUGUCGUAUUAUACAAAGUGUAAAAAAAAUCCAUUUCAGAAGUAUUUAUUGCAGCCAUUUUGAUUUCCGGGGGUCAUUGAAUGUAGCUCCGCAGACACGAGGGCAGCGGUCGGAGAACUGAACCAAACAUCAUGCAAGGGAUUCAAAAUAAAGAAAGAGUUUUCACUCUAAUGACAUGCAUGCGUCUCCUUGUUAUACCUGCACGUAGCAAAGAGGCGGAGCUCCUUCGGAUAAUCACCAAUCAGACAGGAAACUGAGAGAUUGUCUUUGAUGCUAAGAGUUGAGGAAUCAGCUUCUUGUGUUGUUUUGUCUCGCACUUUGUUGAUUUCUGGUCCAGUGUGUGUGUGUGUGUGUGUACCGUGUUUUCUCUCUGGAUAGUGCCUUUCUCUCUGGUGUCUCAGUGUCUCCGACCUGCUACUUUGAGCCCCCCCCCCCCCCCCCAGAUAAACAGUGUAUAUAUUAAAUCAACAUUCACCCCUCCCACACACACCUUCUCCAUCAGCCCGCCUCCUCCACCUCUACCCCCACCAACAUGGAACUCUUCUUAUUUAAGUGUCUCUCGCCUCGUCUUACCUAAUGAACCUGUUUUUUUGUUUUUUGGCUCUUUUUUUUAUUUUGCAUUUGUUUUUUUGUUUUUUCAAUUAAUAAAAUGCAAUUAUUAAAAAAUGA